AUGCAUGACCUUCCCAUGCACCUUCUUGAGAGCAUACUAUCAGACUUACCUGUAAAGGAAUCAGUGUGCACUAGCUGCAUGUGCAAACCGUGGCAUGAUCAUUUGUGGAGUUCUGUUUCUGCAGAUGACACCUCUAAGUCUACUGAAUCAGACUUCAAAAAGUCACUGGAGAAACUUCUUCAGAAUCCGGCGUAUUUCCUUAACGUCAGGUUAAGAUGCACAAAAUUUAAAAGGCACUCCUUCCUGCAUGAGUUUCUUCGGGAACUGCUGAAAAAGAAAGUAAUCAUCCUGGAAAUCGCAGUGGAUCGUCAUGAGAGUUUGGGAUUUUUCCCCAUCCCACCCGAAGUCUUUACAAGCAUGCAUCUUAGGGUCCUGAAGAUAGCAAGCGCCAGAAUUAUUCUGUCUCCUCCAGGGACUUUCACAAGGUUGAGCGCUAUACAAGUCGAUGUAUCUUGGUCAUCGCAUGCAUCUGUCCUUGACUUCUACAAGUGGUGUCCGGUGCUCCAAGAUCUGCAAAUACAAGGAAAAAUUAUGAGACUUCCGGACAAAAAGCAGAAAUUCCAAAUAAGGUCUCAGAGUCUCCUUAGACUAAAAAUUAAACUGCAUCUGCACAAGAUACAGCUUAACAGAGGACAAAGAGUUUACCUUUCUGCUGGAAACCUCUACGAGGUUGAAAUUGAAGCCCCACAACUAGAAGUUUUGGAUAUAGAUGAAUCAAUUUUUGCCAAGUUCAAGAUCGGAAACUUCAAGUAUCUCCAAGAAGUUAAGCUUCAAAGUGGCUUCUACGAAGCUAAGAGACAGCUAGGAGAAGUGGGAGAACUUCUCGUCCUUUCGCGAGGGGUAUUUGAUACGAUUAACAAAGCAUCGUUAUCUACUAGCUGCCUAGUUGUGGGAGACGGUGCUUUUGGGGCACUGAGUUUUACGUUUAUGGACUAUCUUUUUAGUGGUAAUGAAGGUGCAAUCCGAGACAAAUUUCGAAUGACAUUUCCAGAUUUCUAUUGUGUCACGAGCUUGAGACUGUGUAUAGCAGAUUCUGCCGGUUGGGUGUUCAUGCCAUACUUGCUGGCACACCUUCCUACUUUACAAAGAUUGGAUCUUGAAUUUGUAGAUAGGGAAGAUGUUCGAAGGGGCAAGAAAUUUGACUGGAAUCCCCCAAAAGAUUGUCUGGGAUGGUGUUUGCCAAGCCUUAAACAUGUUCGAUUGAUUGGAUUCGGUGAAAAAAUGAUGGAAGAAGCUGGUCUAAUCUUAGCUUUUGUGAGGGAGGCUGCCACCGAAGAACGCUUUGAAGAAAUAACCAUCACCUAUGUAUAG
Prunus armeniaca (apricot) is the source of this 1311-nucleotide messenger RNA. Lineage: Eukaryota; Viridiplantae; Streptophyta; Magnoliopsida; Rosales; Rosaceae. The record is from the annotation of a GenBank genome assembly.